AUGUGUCCAGAGAUUUCAUUGUCACCAGUGAAAUGGCGCCGACGUAGCUGGCGAACCAUGUUAGCGGCUUCGCGUAGGGAACAGAUCACACCUAGUGUGCCAGUAUCAGCUCGAGUACAAGAAUUAGAAAAACUUGGCUCCAUCGGGAACGAAGAUACAAGAAGUGUGAAAGAAAUGCUACAGCGAAUACUUGAUAUGUUAUCCGCUCAACAUAAUUCCCAAGAAAAGAACGAAAAUGAAGUAUCAAACGCUAACGAAGAACUACAAGCGACAACAUCCGAAUUAGAAGAGAUUCGACUAGUUUUACUGGUUACCGAAAGAAAAUGUGCUACGUUUCAAAAGAAGAACGAUCGACUGGAGGCUGAGUUAGAAAUGACGCGAAGACAACUGCAGUAUAUCAGGAAUGAAACGUUAGGGCGAAGAAGACACCAUACGUGUGGCAAAUCGUCUAAACUUAGUCAGUCUUUCGAUGCUGGCGCAUUAAGCUGCGAUAGCAGUUUUAUUAAAGGUGACGAAAAAUCCGUAGUAAUCGAACUUCAGGAAAAGGUUGCUGUGUUAAAUAAAGAAGUACAGAAGAGAGACGUUAUCAUCGAGAAUGAAAGAAUUGCACACAAAGCUCAGUUGAAGGAUUUUAUCGCAGCGGUGAAAGCGGCUGACCGUUGUCGUGAAGAAGUGCAGAUGGAAAUGACGAAACUGGUCGACAUAUGUCGCAAUGUGAAUUCACCUGAUGAAGCAUUGUGGUUCGGAAUAAUGCAAAAAUUUGAGCGAAGCUCAAAAAGGAACGCGUUGUUGGCUUGGGCACAAUCAAAUCUAACUGCAUAUCCAUCAAUCUCUGUCUCCAACUUUACAUCUGAUUGGUCUGAUGGAAGAGCAUUCUGCGCUCUCGUACAUCAUUUCAGGCAGGAUAUGGUGGAACGUAUUAUGCUAUUACAACGAGACGAAUGUCCACAAUUAGCUGUUGAACUGGGUGCAAAACUAAAUGUACAAAUUGAUCCGGAAUUAUUUAUUGGACCAAAACCGGACUAUAGACGAGUGAUGGCUAUUGUCUUUAAUUUGUAUAAGAGGUUGGAACUCACAGAACAAACAGAUCAAGAAUGUUGA
This is a messenger RNA of Necator americanus (New World hookworm), 1101 nucleotides long. RefSeq lists its product as uncharacterized. Gene Ontology annotation, molecular function: protein binding. NCBI's taxonomy places the organism in Eukaryota, Metazoa, Nematoda, Chromadorea, Rhabditida, Ancylostomatidae. Bases 1 to 1101 code for a protein of 366 amino acids. The record is from RefSeq and is a predicted model, not a curated record. The transcript is spliced from 9 exons.